Molecule: messenger RNA, 3816 nt
Organism: Chinchilla lanigera (long-tailed chinchilla)
Lineage: Eukaryota; Metazoa; Chordata; Mammalia; Rodentia; Chinchillidae
Gene: Pik3ca
Product: phosphatidylinositol-4,5-bisphosphate 3-kinase, catalytic subunit alpha
Biological process (GO): phosphatidylinositol 3-kinase/protein kinase B signal transduction; phosphatidylinositol-3-phosphate biosynthetic process; cell migration
Cellular component (GO): phosphatidylinositol 3-kinase complex, class IA; plasma membrane; phosphatidylinositol 3-kinase complex, class IB
Molecular function (GO): 1-phosphatidylinositol-4-phosphate 3-kinase activity; 1-phosphatidylinositol-3-kinase activity
Source: RefSeq, a predicted model, not a curated record
GAGGCGAGGGGGUGGGGAAGAGUUCGUUGUUUGUUUACACGAUGUGAGCGGAAAAAGAGACCAAUAAAGUUUAUUCUGGAAACAAAAGAAAAAAAAAACAAGGGCGACAGAGAAAGGAGACGGGGGCGGGGGCGUGCGUCGGGGGCUUGCAAGAAGGAGAAAGCGGCAGUUCCGGUGCCGCCGCUGAGGUCUGGGGCUGCUGCCGCCGCGGCCGCUGGGGCUGGGGCUGGGGCCGCCGGCGAGGCAGGGCUCAGGCGUUACUGCUUUGGAGCAGCCAUAAAUCUAAUUACUUAAAGUAGUUCUAUGUGUAAAACUUGCAAAGGAUCAGAACAAUGCCUCCACGACCAUCAUCAGGUGAACUGUGGGGCAUCCACUUGAUGCCCCCCAGAAUCCUAGUGGAAUGUUUACUACCAAAUGGAAUGAUCGUGACUCUAGAGUGCCUCCGUGAGGCUACAUUAAUAACUAUAAAGCACGAACUAUUUAAGGAAGCAAGAAAAUACCCUCUCCAUCAACUUCUUCAAGAUGAAUCUUCUUACAUUUUCGUAAGUGUUACCCAAGAAGCAGAAAGGGAAGAAUUUUUUGAUGAAACAAGACGACUUUGUGACCUUCGGCUUUUCCAACCCUUUUUAAAAGUAAUUGAACCAGUAGGCAACCGUGAAGAAAAGAUCCUUAAUCGAGAAAUCGGUUUUGUUAUCGGCAUGCCAGUUUGUGAAUUUGAUAUGGUUAAAGAUCCAGAAGUACAGGACUUCCGAAGAAAUAUUCUGAAUGUUUGUAAAGAAGCUGUGGACCUUAGGGAUCUCAAUUCACCUCAUAGUAGAGCAAUGUAUGUCUAUCCUCCAAAUGUAGAAUCUUCACCAGAACUGCCAAAGCACAUAUACAAUAAAUUAGAUAAAGGACAAAUAAUUGUGGUGAUUUGGGUAAUAGUUUCUCCAAAUAAUGACAAGCAGAAGUAUACUUUGAAAAUCAACCAUGACUGUGUGCCAGAACAAGUAAUUGCUGAAGCAAUCAGGAAAAAAACUCGAAGUAUGUUGCUAUCCUCUGAACAACUAAAACUCUGUGUUUUAGAAUAUCAGGGCAAGUAUAUUUUAAAAGUGUGUGGAUGUGAUGAAUACUUCCUAGAAAAAUAUCCCCUGAGUCAGUAUAAGUAUAUAAGAAGCUGUAUAAUGCUUGGGAGGAUGCCCAAUUUGAUGCUCAUGGCUAAAGAAAGCCUUUACUCUCAGCUGCCGAUGGACUGUUUUACAAUGCCAUCCUAUUCCAGACGCAUCUCUACAGCAACCCCAUAUAUGAAUGGAGAAACAUCUACAAAAUCCCUUUGGGUUAUAAAUAGUGCACUCAGAAUAAAAAUUCUUUGUGCAACUUAUGUAAAUGUAAAUAUUCGAGACAUUGAUAAGAUCUAUGUUCGAACGGGUAUCUACCACGGAGGAGAGCCCUUAUGUGACAAUGUGAACACUCAAAGAGUACCUUGUUCCAAUCCUAGGUGGAAUGAAUGGCUGAAUUAUGAUAUAUACAUUCCUGAUCUUCCUCGUGCUGCUCGACUUUGCCUUUCCAUUUGCUCUGUUAAAGGCCGAAAGGGUGCUAAAGAGGAGCAUUGUCCAUUGGCCUGGGGAAAUAUAAACUUGUUUGAUUACACAGACACUCUAGUAUCUGGGAAAAUGGCUUUGAAUCUUUGGCCGGUACCUCAUGGAUUAGAAGACUUGCUGAACCCUAUUGGUGUUACUGGGUCAAAUCCAAAUAAAGAAACUCCAUGCUUAGAGUUGGAGUUUGAUUGGUUCAGCAGUGUGGUAAAGUUUCCAGAUAUGUCAGUGAUUGAAGAGCAUGCAAAUUGGUCUGUAUCCCGAGAAGCAGGAUUUAGUUAUUCACAUGCAGGACUGAGUAACAGACUAGCUAGAGACAAUGAAUUAAGAGAAAAUGACAAAGAACAGCUCCGAGCAAUUUGUACACGAGACCCUCUGUCUGAAAUCACUGAGCAAGAGAAAGAUUUUCUGUGGAGUCACAGACACUAUUGUGUAACUAUCCCUGAAAUUCUACCCAAAUUGCUUCUGUCCGUUAAAUGGAAUUCUAGAGAUGAAGUAGCUCAGAUGUACUGCUUAGUAAAAGACUGGCCCCCAAUCAAACCUGAGCAAGCAAUGGAGCUUCUGGACUGUAAUUACCCAGACCCAAUGGUUCGAGGUUUUGCUGUUCGAUGCUUGGAAAAAUACUUGACAGAUGACAAACUUUCUCAGUACCUAAUCCAGCUAGUACAGGUCCUAAAAUAUGAGCAAUACUUGGAUAAUCUGCUUGUGAGAUUUUUACUCAAGAAAGCAUUAACAAAUCAAAGGAUUGGACACUUUUUCUUUUGGCAUUUAAAAUCUGAGAUGCACAAUAAAACAGUUAGUCAAAGAUUCGGCCUGCUUCUGGAGUCCUAUUGUCGGGCCUGUGGGAUGUAUCUGAAGCACCUGAAUAGGCAAGUUGAGGCUAUGGAAAAGCUCAUUAACUUAACUGACAUUCUGAAACAGGAGAAGAAGGAUGAGACGCAAAAGGUACAGAUGAAGUUUUUAGUUGAGCAAAUGAGGCAACCAGAUUUCAUGGAUGCACUGCAGGGUUUUCUGUCUCCUCUAAACCCUGCUCAUCAGCUGGGAAAUCUCAGGCUUGAAGAGUGUCGAAUUAUGUCUUCUGCAAAAAGGCCACUGUGGUUGAAUUGGGAGAACCCAGACAUCAUGUCAGAGUUACUGUUUCAGAACAAUGAGAUCAUCUUUAAAAAUGGGGAUGAUUUACGGCAAGAUAUGCUAACACUUCAGAUUAUUCGCAUUAUGGAAAAUAUCUGGCAAAAUCAAGGUCUUGAUCUUCGAAUGCUGCCUUAUGGUUGUCUCUCCAUCGGUGACUGUGUCGGACUUAUUGAGGUGGUGAGAAAUUCUCACACUAUCAUGCAGAUUCAGUGUAAAGGUGGCCUGAAAGGUGCACUGCAGUUCAAUAGCCACACACUGCAUCAGUGGCUCAAAGACAAAAACAAAGGAGAAAUAUACGAUGCAGCCAUUGACCUGUUCACACGUUCAUGUGCUGGAUACUGCGUGGCUACCUUCAUUUUGGGAAUUGGAGACCGACACAAUAGUAACAUCAUGGUGAAAGAUGAUGGACAACUGUUUCAUAUAGAUUUUGGACACUUUUUGGAUCACAAGAAGAAAAAAUUUGGUUAUAAACGAGAACGUGUGCCAUUCGUUUUGACACAAGAUUUCUUAAUAGUGAUAAGUAAAGGGGCCCAGGAGUGUACAAAGACCAGGGAGUUUGAAAGGUUUCAGGAGAUGUGUUACAAGGCGUAUCUAGCUAUUCGGCAGCAUGCCAAUCUCUUCAUAAAUCUUUUCUCAAUGAUGCUUGGCUCUGGAAUGCCAGAACUACAAUCUUUUGAUGACAUUGCAUAUAUUCGAAAGACCCUAGCCUUAGAUAAAACUGAGCAAGAGGCUUUGGAGUAUUUCAUGAAACAAAUGAACGAUGCACACCAUGGUGGCUGGACAACAAAAAUGGAUUGGAUCUUCCACACAAUUAAGCAGCAUGCAUUGAACUGAAAUGAUAAGUGAGAAACUGAAAGCCCAAUGUCUGGAUUUUACACUGCACUGUUAAUAACUGACAGCAGGCAAAGACUGAUUGCAUAGGAAUUGCACAAUCCAUGAGCAGCAUUAGAACUCACAGCAAGAAACAGAAAUAAAAUACUCCAUAAUUUAAAUAAUGUAAAUGCAAACAGGGUUUGAUAGCACUAAACUAGUUCAUUUCAAAGUUAAGCUUUAGAAUAAUGCGCAAUUUCAUGUUAUGCCUUAAGUCCAAAAAAAAAAGGUAAACUUUGAA